Glycine soja is the source of this 1692-nucleotide messenger RNA. Its product is annotated as tetratricopeptide repeat protein 38-like. Gene Ontology annotation, molecular function: protein binding. The record is from RefSeq and is a predicted model, not a curated record. The transcript is spliced from 14 exons. The coding region runs from base 115 to 1524 and encodes 469 amino acids. Lineage: Eukaryota; Viridiplantae; Streptophyta; Magnoliopsida; Fabales; Fabaceae.
UGUGUCGGUUUCCCAUGUUGCUCUUCUUUAUCAUUUACCUAGUUAAACCCGAAAACCAUAACCAAUGACUUCGACUUGAGAAAUUAGACAGAGACGAAAGGAGUGUGAAGAACGAUGGAAGGUGUGAAAUUGGAGGACAGAUGGGGAUACCAGGUUGCAACUUCUUCUCAGGCCUGCGUUUCAGCCAUCAACUCCUACUACCAUCAGGUUCUCAUCUAUGGUAGAGAGAGGUCUGUGAUUCUGGAAGCAGUGGCACAUGACAAACACUGUGUCUUGGCCAACAUCUUGGCAGCACAUUUCCUUUACUCCUCUGGUUCUUCUCGUGCUCUCACUUGUCUUCAUGCCGCUAAGUCCCACCUUGAACAUGCCACCUUGUACGAGAAACUAGUUUUCGAUGCCAUCAGUUAUAUGCUAUCUGAAGAUAGAGACGAUGAUGUAGCUGUUGAAUUGCAUUCUAAGCUUCUAAAGGAGUUCCCAAGAGAUCUGCUUUCUCUAAAGAGAGCACAAGUCUUAUGCUUCUACAUGGGUCUGCCUGGUCUUUCUUUAUCUCUUAUUCAGCAGAUUCUGCCUCACAAUGAAGGAGAAAAUUAUAUAUAUGGCAUGCUUGCUUUUCCUUUGUUGGAGCUUGGACGGAUGGAGGAAGCUGAGGAAGCUGCCAAAAGGGGAUUUGAAAUCAAUAAGCAAGACUGCUGGUCACAGCAUGCUUUAUGCCAUGUCCUUCAGUAUAAGUGCUGUUUUAGAGAAGCUGUUAAGUUCAUGGAAGAAUGUUCAUCAUCAUGGGGUUCUUCUUCAUCUUUUAUGUUGACACACAAUUGGUGGCAUGUAGCACUUUGUUACUUAGAAGGUAAUGCUCCGAGACAAAGAGUGCUAGAGAUAUAUGACAAUUAUAUAUGGAAGGAGCUAGAAAGAAAUGAUUCUAUGAGUGCAGACGUUUACUUAAAUGCCGCGGCUCUGCUUUUGCAGUUGUAUGUACGUGGUGAAUUGGAUAUUGUUGGUGAUCGUCUCAAGAUUCUAUCAGAAUGCCUAACUAAUCAAGAAAACUGGUAUAUGGAAUGGCACUUUGAUGUAUUGAUAGUGUGGACUUUGGCAAAGACCGGAGAAAUUUCUAAAGCAGAAGAUCUUCUAAAGGGCUUAAAAAACAGGCUUUUGAGGAUGACUAAAAAGAAGCAACAACGAAUGCAGAGAGGAAUGAUGCUUGCAGAAGCACUCUACGCUUAUGGAAGAGAUGACGACAAUCGUGGACUGGAACUACUUGAUCCAAAUUUUGAUGCCACUGAUUACAAGAUCAUUGGGGCAUCUGAUGAACAAGUCGACGUAUUCAAUGAAGUUUGGUAUAACAUGUUGCUGAAUACUGGAAAACCGUUGAAGGCAAUUGAAGUGUUAGAGAAGCAAAUCAAGAAGAGAGAUGGCGUCCCCUACUUGUGGCGUCUACUAGAGAGGGCAUACAAACUAGCUAACAAAGAAGAAGAAGAAAGAAUUGCGAACGAGAAGGCCACGGCUUUGGAGAGUCGUUACUUCAAUUAAGGGAAUAAUCAUAUAAUCAAAUCAUGUGUGUACAUUUUACCAUUGCAAAACCCAAUCUUUCAUUGGGUAAAAUAAUCAUUUUAACGUUGAUGCCCUCAUCAAAAAAGCUUCUUUCUUGCAAGACUUUUUAACCAACUUCACCAAUAUAGAACCUCCCCUUCACCAUUA